CUGGCCAAGUCUCAAUUAUCUACUGUUUCGUCUUCGUGACAUGUGAAAUCGUUUCCGAUACUCCGACGACGACGACAACGUUUAUCUCACAGCUUAUCCCCUUUAGACGCUGCCCCUAAACAAAGUCUAUAAAGCAAAAAAGAAUUAUUCUCUCGAUAAAACUUAAGUCGAUCACUCGCAAGUCGCAAAGGCAGUCAAAGGCUGAUGGUCCAGUCGGGAGCGUGCGUUUAACAGAAAACGUUAUCAGUAAAAUUUUCAAGACCCGAUUAUGACAGAUUCACAUCAAACGAAAAUACCUCCAUCGAUAACUGUCAAUGGAGAAAAAGGUGACGAAGAAGAGGCUCGGGAGCCUCUACAACCGAAGUUUGUUUUAGGCAAGAAAAAGUCGAAUAACCUCGGUGCUCGUUCGGGUAAAUUUAUUCGCGGUCUUUUGCCAAUUUUCGGUUGGAUCUGUGAUUAUGACACUGAGUGUGCUAUUAAUGAUUUUAUUGCCGGAAUCACUCUGGGACUUACAAUCAUUCCCGAGAGUAUUGCAUGUGCUUUAUUGGCAGGACUUCCAGCUCAUUAUGGACUUUGUUCGGCGUUUUUAGGUUCAUUUGUUUACCUGUUCUUCGGUUCGAUUGAUAAGGUCAUCGUUGGACCUACAAGCUUGGUGGCCCUUGUCAGUGUUCAGUUUACAAUGGGCAAGCCUGUUGAAUUCGCUGUGGUAUUGACAUUUUUAGCUGGCAUUGUGCAGCUGAUAAUGGGAAGCUUGCAACUAGGUUUCCUCUUCGAAUUCAUCUCAAUGCCUGUAAUAAAAGCCUUCUCAACAGCAACAGCCAUUCUAGUCAUCGAAUCCCAGAUCAAAGUAAUGCUUGGCAUAAAAUAUCUAGCAGCUGGAUUUAUUGAAUCAAUAAGAACUUUAUCAUUUCGUUUAGAUGAAUCUAAUUUAGGUGAUUUCCUAAUGGGUUUAUCAGCCAUAAUAUUUUUAGUAUUCUUCGAGUUUCUUGGAAGAGUCGCCGAACGUCCAAAUCAACCAAAAGUGAAAAAACUCAUCUACCAAUAUUUAUCAUUUUCAAGAAAUACCUUAAUUGUAUUUAUAACCGCGAUGGUUACAGUGGUCUGGAUUAGUCAAUUACCUGCACAAACAUCAGAGACAUUAUCAAAUACAACUUUAGUUGUUCCAUAUGCUUUGAGUAAAACUGCAAUGUCUGGUUUUCCAAAUUUUACAUUUCCAGCUAUGAAAAUUGUAACGCCAGAAAAGACAUUUUAUUUUGUUGACAUUUUGGCCGAAUUGAAUUUGGGAAUAAUUGUCAUACCAAUUGUUGGGGUUUUGACAAAUAUUUCAAUUGGAAAAUUGAAUCCAAAAUGUAGAGCCAGUGCUAAUCAAGAACUUUUUACCCUUGGACUUUGUAACAUAAUUGGAUCAAGUGUUCAGUCAAUGCCAACUUCAGGAGCUUUUACCCGAUAUGCCAUUAGUUCUGCCUGUGGCCUCAAGACUCCAAUGGCAAACUUAUAUUCAGGAAUGAUCGUCCUUUUAGCCCUUGGUUUCCUUAGCCCCUACCUGAACUACAUUCCCGAAGCCACUUUAGCCGCCAUUUUGAUGUGUGCCAUCGUAACCCUCAUUGAUUUCAAUCUUCCGCUAAGACUUUGGCAAGAAAGUCGAAGAGACUUCUACAUUUGGUGCAUAUGUUUCAGCGCAUGCGUCAUGUUCGGCGUUGAAGUGGGACUUUUGGUGGGAAUCAUCAUAACAGUGUCCUAUCUUCUCUAUCUUUGGGCCCGACCUGAAGUCACUGUCAAAAUAGAUUCGAUUGACGAUAUGCAAUACAUCUCGGUGACACCAGGAAAUGGAGUCUACUUUCCGGCGAUCAAUUUUCUCCGUGGGAAAAUUCUCAAAGCAUGCAUUCAGGCUGAUUUCAAAAUUCCAGUCGUUAUCAAUUGCAAAAUGAUCACAGGUCUUGACUAUACCGCAGCUCAAGGCAUAUCCCGGUUAUCAACAGAUCUCUGUCAAGAGGGCAACGGAUCACUUUUGAUCCUCUACCACAUGAAUAUGAACCAGCAAAAAUUAAUCGAUCUCACAGAGAACUUAGUCUUUUGUGAGAGUAAAGAGAAAAUACGUGAAUUUUUAACGCAAGAGUCUUUGCGAAAUGGUUUCAUUAAUCUAAAAGCACAUAUCCGGGCGUCCAUUGACUUAGGCUAUAAGGUUGAUAUAGAAUAGAAUAAAAAAAAAUAAAAACUAGAAAAUUGAAAAUCGA
Messenger RNA from Episyrphus balteatus (marmalade hoverfly), 2234 nucleotides. RefSeq names its product sodium-independent sulfate anion transporter. Gene Ontology annotation, cellular component: membrane. Gene Ontology annotation, biological process: transmembrane transport. The transcript has 7 exons. The coding region runs from base 269 to 2197 and encodes 642 amino acids. Gene Ontology annotation, molecular function: sulfate transmembrane transporter activity. The record is from RefSeq and is a predicted model, not a curated record. NCBI's taxonomy places the organism in Eukaryota, Metazoa, Arthropoda, Insecta, Diptera, Syrphidae.